AUGCUCGGCCGCGGCAGCUACGGCAUCGUCUUCAAAGAUCAACUCUUCGGUCAUGACGUGGCGGUCAAGACAGUCGUGAACUCGGAUAGCGAGGCCGCCAAGACCCUCCAAGAGGAGAUUGAGAUCCUCACAAACAAUCCGUCGCCGUACCUUGUGCGGCUGCUUGCCACCGCCGACGCCAAGUCGGACGCGCCACAGCUCUUUUUCGAGUACAUGGACGGCGGCAACCUUACCUCGUACCUCGAGAAGCUGGCCAACGACGAGUCUGUACCUCUGGCGUACACGCCUAUUGAGAUUCUCUGGGUCGUCGCCAACGCUUUGAACGACCUCCACGCCAAGAACGUUGUCCAUCGCGACAUCAAGCCCGACAACAUCCUCCUCUCGUCCAAGUACUACAUCAAGGUGGGUGACGUUGGCAUCGCCAAGGAAGAAACGACGUGCAUGACGACGGGUGCUGGCACGAGCAAGUGGCGAGCGCCCGAAGUCCUCAUGUCCGGAAGCCGCUACGGCACACCCGCCGACAUUUACUCGUUCGGGAUCCUUCUCCAGACGCUUUACCCUAACCCUACCGAUGCAAGCACCGAGUGGGUCCAAGCCCUCGCAGCGAAAUGCACGACGGUCGAGCCUAAAUGUCGCCCGACGGCGGCCGAGCUCGUCGACAUCUUCCUGCCCAAGUUGCAGUCGUACGGUCUCGUAUGUUUUGCAAUGCGUAACUUGUCAUGUGCUCUGUAG
Saprolegnia parasitica CBS 223.65 is the source of this 732-nucleotide messenger RNA. RefSeq names its product serine/threonine protein kinase. Gene Ontology annotation, biological process: protein phosphorylation. Bases 1 to 732 code for a protein of 243 amino acids. The record is from RefSeq and is a predicted model, not a curated record. Gene Ontology annotation, molecular function: protein kinase activity; ATP binding. Lineage: Eukaryota; Oomycota; Saprolegniomycetes; Saprolegniales; Saprolegniaceae. The transcript has 2 exons.